UAGUCUUACCAGGACAGGCCCUGCUGAUGUUUACAUUGCCAUAUGAAGGUUCUUGCUAAUGUGUAACCUUCUGGGCCUAUGUUAAAAUAUUAUAUGGGGUUAGAGCAGGGCCGAGGAACCUUUCUUUUUCAUUCCUGUCAGUGGUAAACUCUGUGCUGGCAGUGGGUGGGACAGAAGCCAGCUGUGGGCAGAGCCAGAAGUUGGCAUGGUUUUUCUUUCAUGCUGGGGAAGGAGCAGUUCACUCUUGCUGGAGGCCUGAGCUAAUUGUGCAUAGGGGGCUUUUGAAAUCAGGCUGUAGGACUGCAUGAAACCCACCUCUGGCUUGGAGAUGGUUCAACUUUGUGCUAUGUGCCACUAAUUUGGGUUCAGUUUUUUACUCCUGCCAAGGUGGCAGAGCCUUUGCUUUCACUAUUGUGCAUUCACUUUUUAAAUUGUUAUACAGUGCCUCAUGUACAUCACAGGUGAGAGGGCACCAUAAGCAUUGAAAAUGACAACAGCCAUGUCAUGUGGAGGCUAUAAUCUGAAUUUCAAUAGCUGGGGGUGACAAAAUGAUGGUGUGAUGGGAGAGGAAGGGAGGUAGUGAUUAUACGGAAGACUUUUCCAUUUGGGAAUUAAGAACAGGGUUUGAAAGAGGGUGGUUUUGAGGAUUGAUUUGAAAGGAGGCAGUGAUAUAUGUACCGGUAAUGCCAUUUUUGCUAGCCUCCCCCAACUUGGUGCCUGUCAGAUCUAUUUUCUACUACAAAUUCCAUCAGCUUCUUAAAUAUAUUUAUUUGUACUUUAAUCAAAUGGUCCGAGAGUAGGUUACAAAAACACCAGAGUUAAGCCAGGUACAAAUGAGAUUAAAAUCAUAAAAUGAAAUCACAAAACUAACCAAUGAUGAAGGUAACAAAAGAGCAGCACAGAACAUCAGUGCAAGAGCAAUGUAUUUAUUUGGGAAGAACGUGCUAAAUGGUCUGAAAGGCAGAAUCCCCCCAUCUUCUGCACUAUAGACCUUUUGGAUAACAACUCCCAUCAGCAACUGUUCAGCAACCUGUGCUGCCUGAGGAUGGUGGGUUUUUUAGCCCAAAAUAUUGAGGGCAACAGGCUGAAGAAGGUUGCUUCAAGGCCUGAUGUAUUUGUUCAUGUUCAGAUUCAGAACCAGGUAGAUGACUAAAAUUGUUCUUUAAUUGUUUCAAUCCUGGUGAAGUUAAAUCUCUAAUAUCUUUCAGUAAAUGGGGAUCAGGGUACACACACCCAUAUGCCCGUAAAGUACAAAAGUACAAAAAAAGUAUAUACAGUCAUACCUCAUUUUGCAUCCGCUUCAGGUUGCAUCUUUUCAGCUUGCAAACGCGGCAAACGUCCGGGUUUCGCCGCAUGCGCAGAAGUGCCACUCUGGUUGUGGACUUUUUGGGGUGCGAACGGCACCCCAGAAUGGAUCGUGUCCGCAACCAGAGGUACUACUAUAUGUUGAAAACAAGCACAGUGAGAUUUCACAACAGCAGUAAUAACAGAUAACAGAGUACACUGUUUACAGGAUCCUUGUAGGGAUAGUUGACAGAGAAAUGGAUUGUGUUCAACAUUAGCCCUACUCAGAGUGGGCCCAUUGAAAUGAAUGAACAUGGCUAAUUAGACCCUUUAAUUCCAUUGGGUUUACUCUUGUCUAGGACUUCAGACUUAACCAUAGGGUAGCAGUGCCUGGAGAUGGAAGUAUGUAAUUUGAGAAAAGCUGGAGCAUAGGUUUGUAAUGCCAGUGAAAAAGUCACCCACAAUUGGAAUGUUCUGAUUUUUCAAUGCCAGAAAAGCAGCAAUGUCACAAAAACUGGCUAGGGUGGCAAAACCUGGGUUUUGAUGCUUCCAAUUUCUCCACCCCACACACUAAUCUUGACUGACCACAAGGGACAGGGACAUGGGGAUGGACAACGGCUGGCUCACAGUGGAAAGCAGCAGGUAUCUCUAUGACUUUGAACCUGCGUCCUGUGCGUAUUUAUGCACAGCUAAGUUCCGCUGUGUUCCAAAGCAGAGUUAGAAAUGUAUCUGUAAGCUGUGUGGCUGCAAUCCUAUAUAUACAUUUUGGCAUGCAUGGUAGACAGAAUAAUUAAUACAUACAUACCUUAUGUGGGAAUACUCCAUUCCAGUUGUGUCUUUCAUCCAAAAAUGUAUAGGAUUUUGAUGUGACUAUUUUUGACCCCAUAUGCUGCAGUUCUGUGCUGUCUUGCAUUGUAGUUGAUCCCAGCAACUCUUUGGGACUUAACAUUUGAGUAAACAUGCUUAAGGGUUGGUUGUAUGUUUCAAAAGCUGAAAUUGGCACCUACUUCUUAGCAGAAAGCUUCAAAUUUAUGCAUGCAUUUUACAUACAAGUCCUAGUGAACUCUUUGAAUUUACUCCUCAGUUACCUUGCCAUGAUUGCGUGUCUACCAUUCCUGCAUGCUUACCUGGGAGUAAGCCCCAUUGAAUGCUGGGCAAAUUAACUUCCAAAUAAGCACAAUUCCCACAGCAAGCACAAACCUGUGUGCGUUUACCAAGUCACAUUACCUUUUACAGUCAUUGCCUCUCAGCCUAAUCUACCUCGCAGGGUUGUCCUGGAGGGGGGAUCAAAGGAGAUUUGGGAGAACUACCGGGAUACACCAUCUUAAACAUCUUGGGGGGUGCGGGAAAUGUGGGACAUAAAUGAAAUAAUAAACCCCUGUGGGUGCUUGGCUUAGGGAGAAAAGCAGCAAGGUUUAUUUCCGAGUAACGCAUGCAAUGCAAGCGAAAUGGGUUUAACCCGCGGUGGGGGCGGGGUCGUUGCCACCUUGCCACGACUACAUGAGCUGCGGGAGGGGGGUGCCCUUCUCCCCCCACUGCGCUUAAGUUUAGCCUGGGCCUGGAAGGUAGGCCUCGUUGCCAUGGUGACCGCGGCCUACCUUUGGGCUCGGGUAAUCCGAACCGGCUCUCAACUGACGCUGCCGAGCUCGCAUGGAGGGAGCCCAGCCGGAGAAUGCACAUAUAGAAGACAUAACUCAGCAGCUCAAGGAAGAAGGGGUUGACACUACAGCGCCUGCAAACGACCAGCUCUGUUAUGUCUGGAGUUUGUUCUUACGCAGUCAAGAGGAGUUGCAUUCUGCUGCUGGAGAGUUAGAGAAACUCAGGCGACAGCAAGUGGAAGAGAUGAGAGAGGUGGAAAAUUACGUGGCCCACAUCCGUACGUUGACAGAAGCGCGGGAUGCUCUGGCAACUGCAUUCGAGAGAGAAAAUGUGCAGCUUAGGGUGGAAGUUACACAGCUACAACUUGAGCAAGAAUCUCAGCAGAAGGAAGUGGAAGAAAUGUUGGAGCAGGAAGGCUUGUUUGAUAUCGCCCACAGCAGCCCCAGUGAACAGGUUGCUUAUUUGCUGGUUGAGAGAAGCACCCUGCUAGAGAAGAUAGAUGCGCUGGAGCAAAAACUGCAAUCCCCCAGCUGUUUGGAAAGCCUUUGCGCUGCUCAGCUUCAGGAUCAGUUGGAUCACAUCCAGCGGACACUAGAAGAUGAGCUUCAGGAGCAACGGAAAUCUAUGCAGUGCACCAAAGAGAUGAUGCAUAAAUCUCAUGCUGAAGAGCUGGCUAGACAAAGCGCCUUGCUCAGACACACUGAGCAGCACUUGGAGGAAGCCACACACAGGUUGCAGUUGGCACAGGCAGAGAUCCAGAGGCUGACAGAAGAAUUGGCCACGCAGAAGGAAAACCAGAGCAAAAUGGCUCCAUCCAUGGCAGAGAGCUUGAAAGAAGAGGCGAAUAAGGUGAAAGACAAUGAAAUGUCAGAGCUACAGAAGGCCCGGGAGCUGAACAUCCGAUUGGACCAAGAAAUCCUGGCAUUACGCAGCAGAGUCCAACUCCUCGACUCGGAGAGACAAAUGUUCUUGGAGCAGGCUGAAAAGCUUGAUGCGGAGAUUCCCAAGUAUCAGGUGACUGAGGAAGAGCCAAGAUACGUAUUAGCCAGGAUGGACCAAACUAAAGAACAUGAAGGCUGCUUGUUGCAGGAUAAAAAGGGAAAGCUGAAAGCUGAAGAAGAGACCAGCAUUUUGGAUGAAGCUGCCUCAGAAACUGAACAUAACAAGGCCCUUCAUCAGAGGUGCCGCCAAGCCAUUGAAGGCGUGGAAUGCCAAAACUCGCAGCUCCUGCACAAGCUCCGGAAGUUGGAGCGGGAACACGAGGAUCUGGUGGAGAGGAAUGAGGAGCUGGAGUCCCUCCUGGGGGAGACACAGAACCAGACUAAGGAUGAGCGGGAGCAGUUUGAGUGUGAAGUGGACGGACUGCAGAGGAAGAUUUCUCGUUUAGAGGCAGAACUGUGGAAAGCGCAGAAGAGUAAAUCCGAUAUGCCUGACGAAGAAACAAGCGAAGUGGCAGAUUCCCAAGAGGUGGAGAAAAGUAAGCGAGAGAAAGUGGAAGAGCUGGAAAGCAAACUCUUGGAGGAGACAGAGUGGAGGAAGCAGCUGGCCUGCAACCUUGAAAUGACACAGAAAGCAUUGAAAGAUGGAAAGAAGGAGCUGCACAGUUCCAAGUCAGAGCUUCUGCGGCUUCGGGGAGCAGCUGAGGAAAGAGAUUUUCUGCAUGUGACUCUUGAGAAACUGCAGCAGGAGAAUGUGAUGCUGGAAAUGAAGGUGUCAGAGCUCUUCCAGGAAUGUGAACAGCUCAACCAUGUUCUUACAGAAGGGAAAAAACCUGGGGAAAUAUCAUUGGCAAGCCGGAGGAUGUGCACUGAACUGACAACUAAGGAGAGGGCUUUGGAAGAUCAGAUCCACAGCCAGGGAGAAGAAAGAGAGCAGCUGCGUGUUAAAUUGUUAGAGAGCAAGAAGAAAACUGAGGAACUAGAAAAGAAGGUUAAGGAGAGCUAUGAAGAGAGAAGGCGCCUGUGGGAAGAAAACAUGCAGUUAAGGAAAGAUAUCCUGGAUCUCCAAUGUCAGUUUAACACCAAGAGCACGGCAAAUGUCAGGGCAAAACGUGAGGCUGGCUUUGGAGAGAAUCCACCCCGCAAGACUCAGACUCCCAUGGGGAGCACAUAUGGGGAACCGAAGCAGGGUCUGCUGGGGGAGAGACCUGAGCAGAAGGAGGAUGGGUAUCUUCUCUGGCAGGAUGUUCAGCGCAUCCAGAACUUGGGCAGCUCUGCCGAGAAGGAGCUGAGGUAUGAAAGGGAGAAGAACUUGAAAUGCAACAUCUUGCUUCAGCAAGAAAACAUCAAGAUCAAAGCCGAGCUGAGGCAAAUGCAGCUGAAGCUCUCCGACUCCGCCAAGGCCUGUUCGUCACUCACUUCACAGUGGGAGCUCAGCCAGCAGAAGGUCAAAGAGCUGGAGCUGGAGCUGCUCAGGCAGUCGCAGGCAGCCAAGCAGCAGAGCGGCCUGAGGGAAAAGCUCACCCAGGAGAAAGCCAGGGCCACUGAGGCUGAGAGAAAGAUUUUGGACCUGCAGCAAACACUGAAGGAAUCUCACCACCAAGUACGGCUCUCCGAGACCAGCAUCUUGGUGAGGAAGCAGCUGGAGGAACAGCUGAAGGAGGCCAGGGAAGAGGAAACCAAGGCCCAGCGGCAGUUCCAAGAGGAGCAGCGAAAAAGGAAGCUCCUGGAUCAGCAGACAGAAGACCUGCAGCAGCAGCUCAGGCACUCCCGGGAGAGCGAGGCACAGCUGGCCAGGACCUUUGCUGAGCUGCAGAUCCAGCAUCAGCAUCAGGAGGCCCAGUUGCGGAUCCUGGAAGAAGAGAAGAAAACCCUCUCCAAUGAGCAUCUCCAGUGUCAGAAAUACAGCCAGAAGAUUUCAGGGCAGCUGUUGGGGUUGCAACAGGAGAGGGAAACCCUCCGGGAAGAGUAUGAGCACAUCCUGAAGGAGGUGGCCAUUUCUGUCAGGAAACAGAAAGAGCGACAGCUCCGGCAUAAGGCCAAGCUCCGGCGAGCGAAGGAGACCUUCAUCUGCGAAGUGAAGCAGCGUGAUGUCCGCAUCAGGCACCUUGAGAACGAACUCAAGCUCUCCAAAAGUCAGUCAGAAAAGGAUGCAAUGCUGAUUGCGCAAGUGACCACUGAAAACGACAUUUUACUCCAAGAAAAGCGGAAGCUCACUCAGCAGCUCCACAAACUGGAGGAAGCGGAGCGGAGCAGCAAGCAGGACCUCUCCACAAUCCAGAGCAGAGUGCGGCUUCUGGACGAGGAGAACAAGCAGCUCCAGGAAUGGACCCUGCAGCUGACGGGUCAGGUUGGGCUCCUGGAGCGGGCGCUGAGGAGCAUUCAUAGCCACAGCUUGGAGGAGCUGAAGAGUAUCGGCUUCUCUGAAUUCCAACCGCAAAGCAAAGUUCUCCCCCUUCGCAGCGUAAGCUUCUCAGUGAUGGAGCUUUCGGACUCUCACAGCCUUCUGAAAGCCGUCCAGGAUGGUAAACCCGAGGACCACACAGAAAGGUCUCUGCUUGCCUCUUUGCCCUGCCCACCUUCGGAGAUUGGCUACUUGAACGUGGCUUCUCCCGGGGAUACUCCAGACUUACGCACAGAGGAGCAGAGUCAAGCCUUGUGCUGUGAUCAUGUCUAAGGGGACAAAGGGGAAAUUCCGAAGUAGAAUAACAGCACAGAGACCUCUUGUCAUUGCUAGGUAGUAUUGCUUCCAUUUGUCAGGCUGCUUUAUCAGACUUUUAGCUUUAAAGAAAACUUUCUAAAGACCUUACUGUCUUUGUUAAAAAUGUGACUUGUACAGAUGUAGUUAUGAGUCUUUAAAAUAUAUUUUUUUAAUUAAAAUUUGUAAAUUAUAACAAGAGAGGGAUAGUUUUACAUACAAAAAAAGGAAAAUAGCAAAACUGUUCGUUCCUUCAUUUUUUUCAUUUGACAAGUCUAUAUGAGGAUUCCAUACCUUAAGUAAAUGCCCACUUGAAAGGAAAAUACAACUGCUUUGUCUUCUCCUGCUGGAUCUUAUGCCACAUAUUAUUUAUGUCUUUUAUCUUGUGCCAGAUUUUUAAAUAAAUAUUCCAUAAAUGUAUCUGUGACAAACUUUUUGAACAAAGGAGGACUCAAAAGGUUGCAUCCAAUUAAGGUAAACUCUGAAUAGACUUGCUGAAAUUAAUAGUCCUGCCCACACAUUCAGUGUGUCUACUCUGAGUAAGAGUAACAUUGGACAUAA
This is a messenger RNA of Zootoca vivipara (common lizard), 7080 nucleotides long. RefSeq names its product coiled-coil domain containing 30 (gene CCDC30). Lineage: Eukaryota; Metazoa; Chordata; Lepidosauria; Squamata; Lacertidae. The record is from RefSeq and is a predicted model, not a curated record.